GAAUGCAGGGUCCGGGGAGACCGGAUAUAGUGAGUGCAGGGUCCGUGGAGACCAGAUAUAGUGAAUGCAGGGUCCAGGGAGAGCGGAUAUAGUGAAUGCAGGGUCCAGGGAGACCAGAUAUAGUGAAUGCAGGGUCCGGGGAGACCAGAUAUAGUGAAUGCAGGGUUCGGGGAGACCAGAUAUAGUGAAUGCAGGGACCGGGGAGACCAGAUAUAGUGAAUGCAGGGUCCGGGGAGACCGGAUAUUGUGAAUGCAGGGGUCCGGGGAGACCAGAUAUAGUGAAUGCAGGGUCCGGGGAGACCAGAUAUAGUGAAUGCAGGGUCCGGGGAGACCAGGAUAUAGUGAAUGCAGGGUCCGGGGAGACCAGAUAUAGUGAAUGCAGGGUCCGGGGAGACCAGAUAUAGUGAAUGCAGGGUCCGGGGAGACCGGAUAUAGUGAAUGCAGGGUCCGGGGAGACCGGAUAUAGUGAAUGCAGGGUCCGGGGAGAGCAGAUAUAGUGAAUGCAGGGUCCGGGGAGACCAGAUAUAGUGAAUGCA
This is a messenger RNA of Staurois parvus, 536 nucleotides long. NCBI's taxonomy places the organism in Eukaryota, Metazoa, Chordata, Amphibia, Anura, Ranidae. The record is from the annotation of a GenBank genome assembly.